AUGUUCUACUGUGAGAAAGAUUAUGUAGCCAAGCAAAGUGUAUUAACCAUAAGGAUUAUGGUUCUUUCCCAGGCAGCUUCCCAGGCAGACACCCAUUUACAAAGCUAUGGAGUCAGAGACCAAUGUGUGGAAUCUGAUAUUCUAGUCCUCAGAAUCCCAACUGCCCGUCUGCUUCAACAAGGGUAUAAAGCAAUUAUAAUUUCAGGAGGUGGGACGAAGGAGAGAAAAGAUGUUUGCGAUGGGCAAUUCGAGAUCCAAGUAGAAACGGAGUGCCUAUUGUUUAAAGGCUUAGAGACUCGGCAAAUGGUAUCAGUGACCCAUGGAAGAAAAAUGUUGCACAAUUUCUUAUUCGAUAUCUGUGGAUUGCAAGAAGGUUUCACAUUGGAGAAACGCAAGCAGCAGUGUAACGAUUAUAUCCAGCACAUGGUCGGACGUGAUAAGAUCGUGCUUAUGCUGGUAAGCGGCGGAGUGGAUUCCGCCGUUUGUGCUGCCCUUCUCCAUAAAGCACUUGUUCAGGGUUACGACUCGUCGCGGUUGCAGGCCAUCAAUAUCGAUAACGGUUUCCUGCGUAAAGACGAAUCCGAGCAGGUUGUCGAAGCAAGUUUGACUUUCCGCGAUGCCUCCACCAACGUGCAUGGUCGCCAAUCUUUGUUGUUGUGUCGGACUGUUGUGAUGGACAUAGUAGAACCUCUAGAAGACUUCCAUAAAAAUGAAGUAAGAGCCUUAUGUCGCGAGCUGGGUCCGCCCGCAAAAUUACUGGAACGUCACCCGUUUCCUGGUCCCGGUUUGUCAAUUCGAAUCAUUUACGCCGAAGAACCGUUCUUGGAAGCUGAUUUCGAUGAGACGCAAGUGCUGAUUCGUUUGAUGGUUCAUUAUGUAAACACAGCCAACGAACAUGUCUUGCUCAAUCGGAUUGAAAUCGCACCGUUGGAAGAAGAGCGUCUUCUUCUGGAAGAACUGUCCAGUCACAACCAGUAUGUUGCCACGCUACUGCCUAUUCACACUAUCGGUGUUCAGCAGUAG
Daphnia magna is the source of this 1023-nucleotide messenger RNA. RefSeq names its product GMP synthase [glutamine-hydrolyzing]. The transcript has 8 exons. Gene Ontology annotation, molecular function: GMP synthase activity. Lineage: Eukaryota; Metazoa; Arthropoda; Branchiopoda; Diplostraca; Daphniidae. The record is from RefSeq and is a predicted model, not a curated record. Gene Ontology annotation, biological process: GMP biosynthetic process. Gene Ontology annotation, cellular component: cytosol. Bases 1 to 1023 code for a protein of 340 amino acids.